AUGGCAGCUGCACCCAACUCGAAGCACGUAUUCCACCUGAAGGAUUCUGAACCUUUCUUCAGAUCCGACUAUGGGUCGAUGCAACGAGCUUUUGUGGAUAGUUUCCCAAUCCUCAAAGGCCGGAACAUGUCCAUGAAGCGGUUGAUCCUAGAGGGCAAAGGGAUUCGCGAACCACACUGGCACGCCAAUACCCCAGAACUGACGUACUGUCUCAAAGGAUCUGCUUUGGUCAAUAUCACCGAUACCCAUUCCAAAUUUUCCAGCUUCACGGUAUCUGAAGGUCAAAUGUUCUACGUCGACUCUGGAAGCUUGCACCAUAUCGAAAACGUGUCGGAUACAGAGCCCGCAGAAUUUAUCAUUUGUUUCAGGAGUGAGAAACCUGAAGACUUUUCGCUCGGAGCCUCUUUCGGAGCCAUGACACACGCUGUACUGGGUAAUACCUGGAACGUUCCUACGGAAGCUCUUGAUCAUGUCAACCUGUCGACCGAAGACAGACACAUUAUCCCACGAAAUGGACCUGUCGAAUACCCCAAGUUCCAUUCCGAAAAGGAUCCUCACAAGUUUGACGCGGAAGGGACAGCCCCGAAUCUCAAAGGUGAAGUGGUCGAAGUUCACCAAGCAAAGCAAUCUUUCUGGCCAGCUUUGACUCAAUUGGCAAUGUACUCCAUUCGAGUGGAAGAUAAAGGAAUGCGAGAGCCACACUGGCACCCUAUCACCGCUGAAAUGGGUUACGUUCACGAGGGCAUGGCUCGAAUGACAAUCCUCGACCCGGAUGGCUCGACCGAUACAUACACGCUUAAACCUGGGGAUACGUAUUAUAUCCCCCCGGCUUACCCUCACCAGAUCGAGGUACUGCCUGAAGGCGGUGAUCAUAUUCAUUUCUGCAUCUUUUUCGAUCAGCCCAUGCCUCAGGAUAUAGGGUUUAAAUCGACCAUUGUGGGUGUCCCUCAUGAGACCAUGGCUUCGACGCUAGGUAUAUCGAGGCAAGAGGUCGAUAAGCUGGAAGGGACGGAUGGGACGCCCUUGGUCGUCAAGAGGGUCAACUCUGUGGAUCCAGUCAAGGAUUGGACCGAGUAA
Messenger RNA from Kockovaella imperatae, 1077 nucleotides. Its product is annotated as RmlC-like cupin domain-containing protein. The transcript has a single exon. The record is from RefSeq and is a predicted model, not a curated record. The coding region runs from base 1 to 1077 and encodes 358 amino acids. NCBI's taxonomy places the organism in Eukaryota, Fungi, Basidiomycota, Tremellomycetes, Tremellales, Cuniculitremaceae.